AUGGCCUCUGUGAAUAAUGAUAUUGAUAAGGCCACAACUUUGUUAGAAGAGAUGAUUUCUACUGGCAACUCUAUGGAGAAGGAGGAAGCAACGAAUUUACCUAAUUGUGAUGAUUUUCGAUGUAAUCACAAACAAUUGAAGGAUGUGCAUAUUGCCUGUGGACAUAGGCUCUCCAACGCUGCUGCUGCACACAAGAAACCAAUUCUAGGGCAGUUGAGGUCCUUGACUGUUAAGCCUGAGUGGGAAGAGCAAGAUGUUUACUCGAGCCAUCGAAGAAACGCACUAAGGAUGAUGAGGUCGACAGCUUGGCACUCCAUGGCAGCCACUAAUGCCUUUCUGAGAGGAGAUCAUUUUUCUGCCCACCAGCACUCAUCAAAGGCUCGUAAAGAAUGGUUGGAUGCAGAAAGACUCAAUGCUAAGGCAGCUAAGGAAAUUUUGAGCAUAAGAAAUAGUGAAAAUGAUCCAUGGACGUUGGAUUUGCAUGGUCUUCACGCAGCAGAGGCUAUUAAAGCCUUGCAAACACAUCUGAACAAAAUUGAGACCCUUCUAAAGAAUCAACCAGUAUCCUAUGGGCCCUUUAUUAGCAUAGACGUGGAGAACUUGGACAAACAACAGACGAGAUUUAGGCAAAGAACAGCAUCAUUACAAGUAAUUACAGGUGUAGGCAAUCACAGUAGAGGUCAAGCUGUACUCCCAACAGCGGUGAGAAGUUUCCUUAGUGAAAACAGAUAUGACUUUGAUGAAGCAAGGCCAGGUGUAAUUUCUGUUCGCCCUAAAUUCUGUCACAGGUGA
Messenger RNA from Hevea brasiliensis (rubber tree), 792 nucleotides. RefSeq lists its product as uncharacterized. The record is from RefSeq and is a predicted model, not a curated record. Lineage: Eukaryota; Viridiplantae; Streptophyta; Magnoliopsida; Malpighiales; Euphorbiaceae. The coding region runs from base 1 to 792 and encodes 263 amino acids. The transcript has 3 exons.